Sebastes umbrosus (honeycomb rockfish) is the source of this 7007-nucleotide messenger RNA. RefSeq names its product glutamate receptor interacting protein 1 (gene grip1). Gene Ontology annotation, biological process: neurotransmitter receptor transport, endosome to postsynaptic membrane. Gene Ontology annotation, molecular function: nuclear glucocorticoid receptor binding. Lineage: Eukaryota; Metazoa; Chordata; Actinopteri; Perciformes; Sebastidae. The record is from RefSeq and is a predicted model, not a curated record. Bases 738 to 4106 code for a protein of 1122 amino acids. The transcript is spliced from 25 exons.
CUCUCCUUGUUUCCUUUCCUAGUUUCCUCUCCUUUCUCCCAGUGUUCAGUUACAGACCUCUCUCUGGAAUUCACACACACACACACACACACACACACACACACGCGCACACACACACACACCCCUCCCCCCCUCACUGGAAUGAAUUGUGUUUGAACGAAGAGGUGAGGAAGGUAGGAAAGGAAACACAGAAUAUGUGGAUAGAGUAGAGAGGAAGGAAGGAAGGAAACAUUGGAACAAAGGAAGGAAGAAAGGAUGCAACAAAGGAUGUAAGGAGCUAAUGAAGGACGGAAGCUUGCCUUGUCUCCCUGCUGACUCUUCAAGUGCACGUUUACAGUGAGCGCACACACACUCACACAUCCACACAUCCACACACACAAUGGAGUGCUGCGAUGGAGGAAUGGUGUGUGUGUGUGUGUGUGAGAGUGAGUGUGAGCUGCGAGCCCUCUGAUUGGCCGAGCUGGGCUAGAUGCACCAACAGCCGAAAGAAGACGGGAACAGAGGAGGAGGAGAGGGAGGCUGCAGAGAGAGCAGCGAAUACAAAGAGCAUGUGAGUGUACGAGUGUGUGUGUGUGUGUGUGUGUGAUGCUAGCUGAAGUGUGUGUGUGUUUAGCGAGGAGGAAACCUGAUCUCUCUCUGUGGAAUAACGCCAUUAGCUCCCGUUGUUGUUGCUGGGAGCCUUGCCUGGCCCAGUUCAGACCCGGUAUUGGUGGUGGUGGUGGGUGGUGGUGGUGGUGAUGGAGCGGUUCCUGGCCCUGCUGCGCCUCCUGGGCAGGAGGAGGCGAGGGAGGAGGUACCGGGCGGAUGACGACUACCAAGAAGGCUACGAGGACGUUUACUACUACACCAGCAAGUACAACACACACCUACUCAAUGAGGGGCCGUACGCCAAACACUCUGCCGGGUCGAGACCUCCAGAUGGAGCGCUGGCCAUCAGGAGGCAGAGUAUACCAGAUGAGUUUCGGGGCUGCUCGGUGGUGGAGCUGAUGAAGAAGGAGGGGACGACGCUCGGACUGACGGUCUCAGGCGGCAUCGAUAAAGAUGGGAAGCCCCGGGUUUCAAACCUGCGACAGGGAGGCAUCGCUGCCAGGAGCGACCAGUUGAACGUUGGCGACUACAUCCGAGCCGUUAACGGCAUCAACCUGGCCAAGUUCAGACACGAUGAAAUCAUCAGUCUGCUGAAGAACGUCGGAGAACGAGUCGUGCUGGAGGUCGAGUACGAACUACCGCCGGUCUCGGUGCAGGGGUCAGGGGUCAUGUUUAAGAACGUAGAAGUCACGCUUCACAAAGAAGGAAACAGCUUCGGCUUCGUCAUCAGAGGUGGAGCUCAUGAAGACAGGAACAAGUCACGGCCGAUAGUCAUAACAACAAUCCGGCCUGGCGGUCCGGCUGACAGAGAAGGAACCGUGAAGCCGGGCGACCGGUUGCUAAGCAUCGAUGGGAUCCGUCUCCACGGCAGCACGCUAUCGGAGGCCAUGAGCAUCCUGAAGCAGUGCGGGCAGGAAGCCACGCUGCUGUUGGAGUACGACGUCUCAGUGAUGGAUUCGGUUGCCACGGCGUCCGGGCCGCUGCUGGUGGAGGUUGCCAAGGCGACGGGCUCUAGUCUGGGCGUGGCUCUGUCCACCUCAUUGUUCUGCAGCAAGCAGGUCAUCGUCAUCGACAAGGUCAAACCAGCCAGCAUAGCAGACAGGUGUGGUGCUCUUCAUGCAGGAGAUCACAUCCUGUCUGUUGACGGGAAGUCGAUGGAGUUUUGUUCUCUGGCUGAAGCCACUCAGCUGCUCUCUGCCUCCUGUCAGACCGUCCGCAUGGAGAUCCUGCCACAACACCAGGCCCGACCGGCCCUGAACGCACCACAGCACGCUCUCAGCCACUCGUUCUCUCCCGGCUCCAUGUCGGCCUACAGCCUCUCGUCCCUCAACAUGAGCACCCUGCCAAGGAACAUGUAUCCCACGAGUCCACGGGGCACGCUGAUGAGGAGGAAGGGCAAGAAGAAGGACUUCAAGAGUUCCUUGUCUCUUGCGUCCAGCACCGUGGGUCUCGCCGGUCAGGUCGUUCACACGGAAACCACGGAGGUGAUGUUGCUAGGCGACGGCAUCAUGGGGUUCGGCCUGCAGCUGCAGGGUGGAGUCUUCGCCACGGAAACGCUCUCCUCGCCGCCGCUCAUCGCUUACAUCGACCCCGACAGCCCGGCGGAGAGGUGUGGUAUCCUGCAGAUCGGCGACAGGAUUUUGUCCAUAAACGGAGUUCCUACUGAAGACUCGACUCUGGAAGAAACUAAUCAGCUGCUCAGAGACUCGUCCAUCACCGCUCAACUCACACUGGAGAUUGAGUUCGACGUGGCCGAGUCGGUCAUUCCCAGUUCAGGAACGUUUCAUGUGAAGCUCCCAAAGAAACCCGGAGUGGAGCUGGGAAUCACCAUCAGCUCUCCGUCCAACAGGAAACCAGGUGAUCCUCUGAUCAUCUCUGACAUCAAGAAAGGCAGCGUCGCACACAGGACGGGAACGUUGGAGCUCGGCGACAAGCUGCUCGCCAUCGAUAACAUCCGGGUGGAGAACUGCUCCAUGGAGGAAGCUGUUCAGAUCCUGCAGCAGUGUGAGGAGCUCGUUAAACUGAAGAUCCGAAAAGACGAAGACAACUCGGAUGAACAGGAAGUGUCUGGUAGCAUCAUCUACACGGUGGAGCUGCAGAGGUACGGAGGCCCGCUGGGAAUCACCAUCUCCGGCACCGAAGAGCCCUUCGACCCCAUCAUCAUCUCCUCACUGAGCAAGGGAGGGCUGGCUGAGAGGACCGGUGCGAUCCAUGUCGGUGAUCGUAUUCUGGCGAUCAACAGCAGCAGUCUGAAGGGGAAACCUCUGAGCGAAGCCAUCUGUCUGCUGCAACAAGCUGGAGAGACGGUCACACUGAAGAUCAAGAAGCAGGGAGACCUGUCCCCAAAGUCUUGUGGGAUUGGCUCAGGCCUGGGGAUGGGGGCGGGGAUUGUCCAUGAGCAUCAGGACGGGGUGGACGAGCCUAUUGUCAUGGUCGCGCCUCUGUCGAGCCAACGAGCGUUCAACACGCUGCCGUCCGUCGACAGCGCUGUGGAGUCCUGGGACGGAUCCAACAUGGAAAGCAGCUUUACCACCCCGGCGCCACCGUUUCAGUCGUCUCCGUACAGUUUCCACGAGUGGCGCAACGCCAAGACAACCAACAGCCAAUCAUCUUCCUCCACUCGCCAGAGAGCCAAUCCGCUGUCAGAUCUGGGCCUGAGCGACGAUGACUGGGACCGCCCACCACUUGGAGGCGGCUGUAAUCUGCCCAGCGGUCUAAUCAGUGACAGCAGGUUCACUGUGGGACACGACGGGACGGAACCGGACCAGGAGGAGAACUUCUGGUCUCAGGCUCUGGAGGAUCUGGAGACCUGCGGCCAGAGCGGCAUCCUCAGAGAGCUGGAGGCAACCAUCAUGUCCGGCUCCAGCCUCAGUCUGAACCAUGACCCCGCCCCCCUGCGCAGCACACUGGGACGCCAAGCGAGCUUCCAGGAACGCAGCAACUCCAAGCCGCAGGUGACCACUCGUUCCAACACCUUGCCCUCUGACCCCCAGCGCCGAGCCUUCGCCAUGAGGAAGAUGAGGCAGGAAGUCAAUGAGAUCCUGAACCAGAACCCUGUGGAGCUCCACAAGCUGACUCUAGAGAAGGCCUCAGAUCUGGAGGAUUUCGGUUUCAGCGUUUCUGACGGUAUGUUGGACCGCGGCGUCUACGUUAACAACAUCCGACCGGGAGGCCCGGCAGAGCGGGGCGGCCUCCGGGCUUACGACCGAAUACUCCAGAUUAACCACGUGCGGACCAGGGACUUCGACUGCUGCCUCGUCGUUCCGCUGAUCGCCGAGUCUCCGAACCAUCUGGAGCUCGUCAUCAGCCGAAACCCCACCUCCUCCUCCCUGCUGGCCAAUCACACUGACGGCAUCACCAACAGCAGCCACUCCCCUCAGCCAAUCGGCAGCGAGCUGGGACCAUCGGAGCUCUGCAUUGGCCACGGGGAGGAUGGUGUUCCGAUCAAGUGGAGCCAACCGGGUGACGGUCUGGGUGCGGGGCUUGGGAUGGGUCAGGUGAAUAAUAAUUCCUUAUAGCAGACCGAAACUGGAUUAAACCGGUUCUAACCAGACUGGACUGGAGAGGUCAACAAGGAGAACAAUACAGCAAAGUUGAAUUAAACUGGUUUUGACCCAUCCAAACUGGUUCAGAGUGGACCCCCCAUGGUGCUACACACACCCUCUGGAUGAACUUUGACCUUUGACCACUUAAGUUUUGACCUUUGAACUGCUAAAGCAGCCUGAAAGCACACUGAUGGACCGGAGCAACUCCUCACCUUUUCACUUGAACCAGUUCUGCAUACUGGUCCUUCUGGUGUCACUGGAACCAGAACUAUAACUACUGAUCCUACUGGAACCAUAGCCAGAGCUACUGGUCUAACUGGUCUGAGCCCAGAGCCAUGGCUACUGAUUCUAUUGAAGCCAGAUCCACCGCCAGUGGCUUUACUGGUUUAGGAUUAAUGGUUACUGGUUCUGCAAGCCUAGAACUUGGGCUACUGGUCCUGCUGAAGCCAGAGCCACAGCCAAUGGUCUUACUGGUUCAAGACAUGUGAGUUCUGAUAUUACUGGUUAGAGAAUCAUGGCUACUGGUCCUACGGAAGCCAGAGCCACAGCCAAUGGUCUUACUGGUUCAAGACAUGUGGGUUCUGGUAUUACUGGUUAGAAAAUCGUGGCUACUGGUCCUACAGAAGCCAGAGCCACAGCCAAUGGUCUUACUGGUUCAAGACAUGUGGGUUCUGGUAUUAGUGGUUAGAGAAUUGUGGCUACUGAAGCCAGAGCCAUAGCCAGUGGUCUUACUGGCCCAAGACACAUGGGCUCUGGUCUUAGUGGUUACAAAACCAUGGCCCUAUUGAGGCCACAGCUAAUGGUCUUACUGGUCCAAGACACAUGGGUCCUGGUCUUUCUGGUGACAGAACCAUGGGUACUGGUCCAACUGAAGCCAGAGCCAAUCGUCAAAACAUGGUUCUUGUUCAUGGGUUCUAAGCCAGAACCAUCACCACUGUCUUCUACCAGACCAGGACUGUGGCUCCAUCUGGUCUUUACUAGGACCAGAACCAUGGCCUCUGGUGGUACUGGCCAAGGACCACAGCAACACAAAGACUGAUGGGACUCCAGAAUCUAGAACCUGCUGAUGGACAAACAGGUUGCCAAGGAGACUAGGGAUACUCCGAUCAGGCUAUCUAGGGCCGAUGUCAUUGGGAUCGUCCAAACCAGUACUGAUUACCGACUGGUUUCUGUUCUUAAACAUUGAUUUAUGUCACAACCUUGUGGGUAGAAGUACCUUUAUUGGCUCAGAGGGUUGGGAUACCAUUAAAGAUGGUUAUAGUAAAGUGCAAGAUUUCGUUUAGUGGAGGUGAUUAUGACAUUUUGGGUAAUCCUGCAGAUUUACGAAAAAAAAUGAAAUCCUCCAUUUCGAAAAGAACUCCAAAAUUCCCCUUUAGCUCAUAGCAAAUUUUUAAGUAAACAUGGAGCUGGAGGCUAAACAAAGGAAAGACUGGAGGCUAACACUAGCAGUGGGCUAAAGUUACACAUCUAAAAUGUCAUCUUGCUGUGUUGUUGGGUGCCAGAAUCCAGAUAUCACAGACAUUUGAGAUGACAAACUGUGAUUCAAGACUCUAGCGAGCUACAAUAUCGGAGAAACGUUUCAGAGAAGGAGAGUAAAUGUGGUAAUAUUCAGCCUUCUGCUAACUGCAGCCGUGAGCCAUAUUGGCUGCGGUUAGCAGGAGGCUAAACUAUGAUCAACCCCUUCUCUCCAUCUCUGAAACGCUUCCCCGAUAUUGUACGACUCUCUUUUUGACUGACUUUACUGAAGGAUAGUUAACUAUAGGCAUCCAAAGAUUUAUACGUCGACUUUCUCAACUAACACUCGUGAUCCUGGAGAGUGAGUGACAGCACAUAUUGAGAGAAACAAGUAUUUUCUUCAGCCACUGUUAAAAAAACAAGCCGACAAUACUUGCUGGCAAACGUUAACUAACGUGUUCAGAGUAUUUUUCUGCCUCCACUAAAUACCUCAUCAUGUUUACUAACAGAAAAGGGUGCUAUUGCUUAGAAUUUUUUUUUUAAUUUGAACAUCUACUAUUCCAUGACAACUGGGCUUACUCCAUCUGCUAUAGAAGAUCAUGUCAUUUGAGUGAAAACUCCACAAUAGCUACUAAAUGGACGUUAUGGUGAAAUUGUUUUCUCAACAAAAUUGCCCAUUUUGUUUGCAUUAGUAUUAACAAAUUUGAAAGGAUACCCAGCCCUAGUGGUGGAAAACAGGCAGCCAUGAGGGAUUUUGUAACGAUGACACAAUAUUUUUUUGUAUUAUAUGUCAAUUUUAAGACAAAAAUCAAGUCAAUAAUUAUCAGCUGGUAUUGAUCGGAGCAUCCCUAAUGAAUUGUACAGAAAGACAGAGGGUUUACUGUUUAAGAUUUUAGUUCUGUGCCAUGAAUGAGCUGCAGACCGGAAGAGUAAUAAUAAUCAUGAUUACAAUAAGGAUGAUGAUGAUGAUGAUGAUGAUGAUGAUGAUGAUGAUGAUGAUGACACUGAGCAGUUCAAUAAGAAUCUUUUUCUACUGUUUACACCUGUUGGACUGGCCACACUGUGUGUAUGUAUGUGUGCGUGUCUGUGUGUGUGUGUGUGUGUGUGUUUGUAUGUUAUGUGUGUGUGUGUUAAACACAAGGCCAGUUAAGCCCCUCCCACUUCAAUUCCUCGUCUUGGCUUUGCCCCGCCCCCCUUCUUCUUCCCUCGACCAAUAGGCAGCCAGGAUGACAGACAGACAGACGGCAGUUCUGAGAGAUUCAGCUGAUUGGCUGGAACCAAUCAGAAAACAAAAUCUUCCGUGCCUGUCUGUGAUUGGUUCUCCUCGACACACAAGCAGACCAAUCAGCUACCAGGAAGAAGCCAAGCAUGCCCCCACCCCGACUUCCCUGACCCCCCCACCCAACCCCACACCCCCCA